AGCGCGGGCUCUGCUCAAUCCCACAAUGCUGAGUGUGCUUGGUGUUUGCUUGGACUGCGAAGAGAUUUUCUCAUUGAUUUGAAAGGAAAUACAAAAUGUCAGAAGAAAAUAAGGUAAAAAGGUGGUUUAUUUAUGAAGUAGAACGAGUUAUAUAGCGACACUGUUACUGUUGCUAACACAUAUUGCGCUAUUUUAUAGGAAGUGAAACCCGAGUCAGAACAUAUCAAUCUCAAAGUCAUGGGCCAGGUGAGAUCUUACUCGAAAUGUUCGUUGAUAAAAAUUAAACAUUUUAUCGUUUAAAGCAUGUUCAUUUUAUGUAUUUGACACCGUGAAAACCAGCCAUCGGUUGUCUAAUGUAAUUUUGAUUUUAAAAUGCUGGUUGUGGGGAUGUAUGAAUACGAAAUUUUAGAUGGCGUGAUAUGGCGGUCAAAUAUGGCACGUGUUACCAAUUGAAGUUAAUGUUGAACUGAUUCACCUGUACAUAUGAGUUACAUCGAGGUAUUGCCGCACAUGUGAUGAAUAGUCAAAACAGCAGAGUUUUGUACGAGAUACAACUACCUGAACAAUAAACUUUGGCAUGUCAAGCAAAGAUCUUUCAUCUGGAAGUUAGAAUCCCAAAUUGGGUCGUUCCAAAAAGUGGUCCUGAGGGGGAUGAAAUGAAAUUUUGUUUGUGAUUAUAGUAAAUGUAUUUGGAUGUGCAGAUAGGUGGAAUGCAUAUUGCUUGACAAAUAUCAUCAUUGGAAAAUCAUUGACUGAUUUCCUAUUGACUGCUGAAAAGUUGGAAAAUUCUGAAUGUAAUAUAUAUAUACUGUAGUCUGUAGUCAGUAAACUUUGUUUGGAAUUUGCCAAUUUUUCAGCAGCCAAUAGCAAAUCAGUUGAUGAUUUUUCUGGUGAUGAAAUUGCAUCCUGCCUAUUAUAUACAGCAAAAUUCAAUAAAAAGCACUUUUUAUUAAUAAAGAAGUUUAAAUGGUUCUAAACCCCUUCCCAUGCAUUUUAAAAAAUAUAGUGAUUUAUCCAAGGUCUGUUGCAUCUAGUUUUUUGAUAGCUUAAAAUUUGUGUCUGUUGGUGGUGAAACUUGCGGCAGAUCACAUGGAACGUGCGGUAAUACGUCAAAUACUGAGUUAUACCAACAAGCAUUUAUGAGCGUAAUUAUAUAUUUUGAAUCAUGUGCACGUUUUCGUCCAUGGUUUUGUCGAGCAAACACAAAGAAAAUGUUGAUUGUUUGCCGAAAAUUUACAUAAUCGAGCGCCUUAGUAGAAUAGAUCGAGGUAGGUAAAGCUUUGAUGUUUUUUAUUUACCUUACAUUCUGUUAUUUGUUGUGAUUUUGGAGCCAUUGUGCUCGCACUGAUUUAUAUUUAUCCUGAAGGCGUUUGUUACAAGGUUUAUUAUAUAGCGUGAAAGCACAAUUACUCAAUUUUAUACGCAAACUGAAACGGAGCCAUUGUGCUUGCACUGAUAUUUGUAUUGUGUACAAAACUUCCAAACUACUAUACAUUUUGUGAAUAACAUGAAAUAUAAAUAUCGAACAAAAUUCUCAUUUACAAUACUAUUGAAAUUGAAUACAACGAAAUAGCAAUCUAUAAUUAUUUUCAAUCUACCACAGUAUUUCACCAUUUCCCUUGGUUUUUGUAUCUGCGAAUGCAGAUAUAUUGCAAUUGUGUGCGUACCGGAAGUUUGUAAGCGUGCUCAUAGCCAAUCAGCGACAGCGUAUAGAUGAAAUGACAUAAUGAUACUAAUUUCAAAAUGGGGGUUACUGAAGGGUGAAACAAGGGGAAAUUUGUGAAUUUAUGAUUAAAAUUAUACAUCAAACACAGUCAAAACAACAUCAUUUUACUAGUCUGAAUAUGGCAAAGGUCUAGAGUGUAUUUUUGGCAAGCAUUUGAAGGGUGUCAUCAUUUAAUACGCAGUGGAAACGAAAUGAUUCGCAAUUUUUGACAAGAAAAUUAUUGACUAAUGACAUUGAGAAUACUAUUAUGAAAUGAGAAUACUAUUAUGAAACUAUGAAAGUAAUGAUUCUUCCACAUGUUGCCAUUAUAGGUGUACAUCGAGUUGUAAGUGUUGAUGUUUAUGUACUUCUCAAUUUAACAUUUCCAUUGGUGACUUUAAUUAAUAUAAAUUAGUUGAAUGAAACCAAAUAGAAGGCCUUUAUAUAAUUUCUUUUUCAAUGAUCAUAACUAUAGACAAUUGAUGUCUGCUUUCAUUACAGACAAGCAGACUUUGAUAGAUUAUUUUUAUACAAAUUUAGCAGAGUCAGAAGCUUAAAAGUCACACAUAUUGGAAACAUUUCUCUUAAAGCAGUAUGUGCAUUGAAUAAUUGCUUUCAUUAAAGCAAAGCCAAAGUAAUAGUGGCUGCAUAAAGAGCAGAGAUUCAGCUUCAGAUUGGAAUAUCAAUACUUACAGUAACAGUUGCAACCAGUCAUAAUUAUCAACUUGCAGUAUAUAACUAUAUAUCCUGGGUGUGCUCCAUUCUUCAUCCACCAUGAUUUCUGCAACUGAAUGUCAUUGCCAAGAACACCAGGUAAGCAAUUUAUAUCCCCUUCACCUAUGUCAUACUAUAUUGUCUUAUAAUCAACAACAGCCAUAUGUCAUAAUGGGAUCUUAUUUAUAGCACACAAUGUACAAAACUAACAUACUAUUCUGUUGGAUUUUCUUCCACGACAAAAUAUUAUUGCGUGGAUCUGGUAGGCUGAAUUAUAUCAUUGUAUUCAAGAACUAUAUGCAUCGAUUAUACUUCUAAUUUCCAUACUUGGCAUCAUUUCUUACUGAUGAGUGACUUUCAAUAUAUGACCUAUUUGAUAUAUUUACUUGGCAUAAACAGUUGAUUUAUGUGCCAUCAACCCUGACUAUGACAUUUUCUAAAAUGAAUUAGAUCAAUUAUAAACAGCAGAAAUGUUGAUGUUAUGUAUCAAUUAUGGUAUAAAAAGGCUUUCAAAACUCUGCAAAUGUAUAUUGGCACCACCUGUUAUCCUGACAACUUCUAUGCAUUUACAAUGUUCUCGCAUGCCUGCUAAAGUUUAUUAUGAACUAUCAAGAAGAUUUGGAACCCGACAUGUUUUAACAAGAACAUUAUAAAGCUAAGAUGAUUCAACAAGAACAUCGUAAAACCGAAUAUCAUCUUUGUGAAGUUUAUAAUAUGGCCGGAAUUAGUUGCUGCAAGUUGAAUAUAUAUAUUCAGCCAUUUUAUUUUUCUUUCAUCUGACAUACUAUAAAUCUAACUUUAUUUAACUGGUCAACUGUUAAACAUCAGUCCCUUAAAAUUUUUACAAGCUACUGAGUAUUGAUUAAAGCCGUUGGCAACAGUGCAAUCACCAUGAGCAGAUACAUGUACGCUUAGCGUACCUAUUUUUAUAUCUUCAAAAAGUUACAAUAAAGACAGUAUACCUAUAUAGUAAUUACAAUGAUUAUCAGUAUAUACAAUAUACAAUAAUAUGUUUGCAAUAAAAUGUAGCACUGGCAGUAGAGCAAUAUAUAAUACAAAAGUCAAAACAAUUAAAAUCCAAACUAUAUGUAAAACAAGACUGUUUAUAAAUUUUGAAAAAUAGCUGAAAUGUGCUAUUUUUCAAAUAUGGUUUCAUGAAGCUAUUAGAUCAAAUUGUACAUAUAUUCACAAUUUUUUUAUGAUUAAUUAACCCAAUCUUUAUAGCCAUCAUAACUCUUUGUCGUAAACUAUACAUUGAUACCAAAUUGAUUUAAGUAUUUUGAGACUGCUAUAUGUUAUAGUAUUGUACUGUGCCGUGUAAUUUUGUAUUGUGAUAUGUUGUUUUGUGUUGUAUUCUUAAAAUUUAGCAAUUUUUAAAGGGCCCCACAGUAAUUGGUGUAUACUGUUGUGGUGACCAUGCGACUUGUUGUAAGUGGCAAAGUUUAAUAAAUAUAAAUAUUCUUUGCCAUGGGUUAACGGUGUAACAUAUUAGAAUUUAGAAGUACCGUCACAGCGUAGAUAUUCUUUUGUGGUUAAACUGUGGCAGCCAUACUUUUCUUGAGAUAUAAACUUCGGUUGAUUCAAGGGCGGAUUUUCAUUUAUUUAAAAGGUGGGAUGCAAGUGGCACCACUCAGUGAACUUCGGCAGGUGUUAGGCAUUUGGGUUAAAGCCUUUCACACAAAAUAGGAGGGGUGAAGCGAAAUUAUGGUGGGUUUGAACACUUUAUUAGAGGGAUUAGAGAGAUUCUAGAGGGUGUUUAACCCCCCUCCCCCCCAGUAAAUCCGCCCAUGGGUUGAAUCGGUUUGCCUGGCUUCUAGAAUGCAUUGCAGGUGAAUGCAUAUAGCUAGCUGUUCGUUUACAUGUGUGCUUUGUCACUUAGAACUGGUUGCAACUUGCAUUUACCCAACUGGUAUUUACCCAAAAUGUUCAGAUACUUUUGAAUUAACAAAAACUUUUCAGUUCAUUACAAAAAACAGUAAAAAACACUAACAUGGCAGGAUAUGCACAGAUUCAAAAUGUUUAAAAAUAAAUUCCUUUCCUGCAAUGAAUCUUGAGAAGUUAUUAGAUUACAACCAUUCAUUUCGAGCAUAACAGUUCGUGUUUUAAAUUUAAUGAUCCUGCUCUGGUUUAACUGGGAAGUUAAAUGCAUGGUCAUUUUGCUUCAUGGUCCUUUCAUUAUGUACUAACAUAAAGUUGUUUUGCUAUAUAGCACAUAGCUGCAUAAAGUCAUUUUUAAAGUGUUUUGCUACAUACACAAAGUCCAUUCACCAGGGCCAUCGCUGCGGGUAAAAACAUCUUGUCAGCAAAAUGAACGAUUUUUUCAGUGAUUUUUACAUUGUUUGUUUGCAAAUUUGACCUCCCCCUGCCCUCCCCCCUUAAGCCUCUUUGCAACGGCCCUGCCUUUCACAUACAUAAAAAUCAUUUUGUUACACACAUAAAGUCAUUUUGCAACAAGAAUGGAAUAUCCGUGUUCAGAAUAUGUAUUAUGCCAUUGGGGUCAAUUAUUCUCUUGCAUAACAGAAUGGCAAAGAAGUGGUCUGCAGAUUGUUAUAUUAUAUGUUUGAUGCAAUGGUUCAUGAUUCAUGAUCAGGGAUGUAUACAAGCAUUUUAGUCUAUAUAGAGAAGUUAGAGUUUCACAAGCAGAGUACUCCCCCCCCCCCUGCAAUUAUUCUCCAACAUUUACCAUAAGUCACAAGAGAAAACCUGACCCACUCAGUUAGAAAAAAUAUGUUGCCUGUUUUAUAGGAUAACACAGAGGUUCAUUUCAAAAUAAAACGGACAACUCAGCUAAAAAAACUAAAGCAAGCUUUCUGUGACAGACAAGUAAGUUAAAUAUGAAAAGUUAAAUAGCAUUCUUUUAAAUGAUUGCAAUCGUUUGCUCCACACACACUUAAUUGCUUUUUUCACUAAAACAUUUUCUUCACCAGAAGUUAAUAUAUACUACAUAUGCUUUGUGACAGGGUGUAGCUCUUAAUUCACUGCGAUUUUUGUUUGAUGGACAAAGGAUAAACGAUGACCAAACACCAAAAGAUGUGAGUAUCCUUGAAUGUCGCUUUUCAUGCAACUUGUGUCACAACGUUGGGAAAAUGAUUUUAGCAUUGUAUUGUGUUCUGUUGGAAGUAGUUUUGCACCAAGUAAUAGAUUUCAUGCAAUUUUCAAUAAUGAUGGUAAAAAGUGGCAUAACGACUGAGUUUGCUUGUUUGUUGUCAGUUUGACUGGUAAGAGUCAAUAGGAAGCCAUCCAUUACGUAAACACAUGAGACAAGUUGCACAACGAUAUCUUACAAUGCUCCAGGAUACAAAAACGAAAACGUUGCUGCAGCCAUUACCAAUCCUAUCCGCUCGGUAGCUGCCCAAAUUUGGAGUUAUGACAUCACCGUGGCAUAUUGAAAACAAAUAUACCACGUUUGACGUAAUGUCGUGGUAUAUUGAAAAACAAUGUAACACGCUAUGACGUCACGCUAAUUUAUAUGCGGCUUAUGCCAAAAGCAGGAAAAUACAAAUGGCGUCCUCAAAGGAAAGAUUCCCCGACCUUUUUUGUGUAUUCUGACAAAUAAAUAAUAAAAUCAUUUAUAUUGAAUUCGGUUCUCGCAGGAUAUGAGGAAUUAUUAAGGCCUUGGUUUGUGUUAUCUGCUUCGGCUUUGACAGAUAACAAAAACCUCAGCCUUAAUAAUUCCUCAUAUCCUACAAGACCUCAUUCAGUAAUUGUUUAAUGUUGUAUGGAUUACCAACAUGGUAAUUAUUAGCUAAAAAUGGGGUUGGUGAAGUUUUGCUAACCUAAGUUUUCCGCAAAAUGUUCAAAACUCUGUAACUCUAUUGGAUUGUAUGCAAUCUCGUAGAUUUUAUUGGCGCCGAAAUGGCUGUAGAGGAAUCUAUGAUUACAUGAAUACAUUGCGGCACCCGACCAGGGAAGGUUCCAUUUUCUGAUGACGAAUGUGGAAUCCUGUGGUAGGGAGCUACGAACUAGGGUUUCUUGGAUAUUUUUGCUGUGUCAAAAAGAGGGGGUUAUGGGGAAAAUGUUCGAGGGUGGUUCGAUUGAUCUUGUUUUGUUUCACAGCUUGAAAUGGAAGACGAUGAUGUUAUCGAAGUUUAUCAAGAACAAACUGGAGGUUACAGCUAACUGUCAAUUGUAAAUUAAGAGAACUGGUCUUGCUACCAAUCAACAUAUACAGGCUGGAGAAUGAAUUUUUACAGUGAACUAUAAACAUUUUAUUUCAUCAUGUGUACAGUCGUUGUAGAAUAUUAAGUGGUUGACAUAUGUAGCGUGUUAUGUUAUUUCGAAAUAUUUACCAAUAAGUCAGGAGCUUAGUAAUUCUUAGUAUUAUAUAGUCUUGUAUAUUCUCUGUGUUAUUAUUUCAUUUUCAAAACACUGUAUAGGUUGUUGUUUUAAUUUUCAUGGUUAAACUAUGACUUAUAUUGUUACUGCUGGAAAAUGUAUUGUUUAAUUCGUAUUCAUCAAGUCUUGGUUGUUGAGAAUAGGCCUGUGUAAGCCUCUGUGUGUAAACCAAAUACAAGACUUUAUGCAUAGCUAUAGUUACGACUGUGCUACCACCAUCAAUCGCCAGACUUCCCACAUGACAAUUUCAUUUCAAAAACAGAUCUCGAAUUUUAAAACAAGCAAAUUGUAUUUCAAGAUUGAAGAUGACAAAAAUAUCGUGCUGGAUGUUGGAAAAUUUCGUGCGAUGAUAUUUUAUUAAAAAAUCCUGGCGGUAGUCCUUCUGGCGUGCCGGUCAUUUUCUUGCAGCAUUAGUUCAGAAGGCGGUUAGGUGAAUCCUUAGCCUGCGCGAUUGUUUGAUCGAUGAGACGGCGCGCAGACCGCUUAAUCCCUAUCAAUAUAAGUUUUAUUUCGUGAAGUUUCAAAAUAAAGGGACGUGCAGAAACACACAAACCGGGACAGCGUG
Molecule: messenger RNA, 7319 nt
Organism: Paramuricea clavata
Lineage: Eukaryota; Metazoa; Cnidaria; Anthozoa; Malacalcyonacea; Plexauridae
Source: the annotation of a GenBank genome assembly